AUGCUCACCGAAGCUGAAGACAACACGUUUGACGCACCGUUCAUUAAGUGUUUUGAUCUAGCAUCUGAGCAGAUCUGGGACAUUUUGUACUUCCCCAUCCUCCGGAAGAUUGCAUUCAAUUGCCCACCAAGUGUGACUGCCAGGCUCAGCACAUCGGCCGCAAGGUUCCAGGGCCUCCUUCGUAAGGUCGCGAAGACUGUAGUCAACUUCAGAACUUUGAAGGCGUCCGGCAAAUCCUUGGACCAUGAGAUUGUCUUCGAUGCUAUGCAACACCUCGACGAUGCGACAGUCGAAUCCGAAGCCGCGAACAUCUUGAUCGCAGGUUCUGAUACAACGGCAUUCACGCUCUCGACCGCUGUUCAGCAUAUGAUGAAAGACCCUGCCAUCUUUGUGCAACUCAGAGAGGAACUGAGGAAAAGCGGCGUUGCGGCGACCCCGGAUUUCACGCUCGUGAAACUAGAGCAACUUCCAUAUCUGACUGCUUGUGUGAAAGAAUCAUUGCGCUAUGCCAUGCCCGUACCGGGACGACUUCCUCGAGUCGCACAACAUGGAAUUCAGCCUCUCGUGGUAGGCGGAAAGGUUGUCCCCGCUGGAGCUGUCGUUGGCAUAUCCGCCUACAGCAUGCAUUUCGACGAGAGCAUCUGGGGCGAAGAUGCCAGGAAGUUUAACCCCGCUCGUUGGCAGACCGAAGACGCAAAAGAGCUUGAGAAAUAUCUCGUGACCUUUUCCAAGGGCGCAAGGCAAUGUCUCGGGAUCAAUCUGGCAUAUGCCGAGAUCUAUCUCACCUUGGCGAUGCUCGUCAACCGAUUCCGCCUCGAACCGGAUACGACCAUUACGGCAUCUGAUCUCCAACCCCUGGACCAUUUUGCCACUGAGUACGAAGGAACUGGCGUUCGCGCCAUGGUUUAUGAGGAUUAG
This is a messenger RNA of Alternaria viburni, 918 nucleotides long. RefSeq lists its product as uncharacterized. The coding region runs from base 1 to 918 and encodes 305 amino acids. The transcript is spliced from 2 exons. Gene Ontology annotation, molecular function: heme binding; monooxygenase activity; oxidoreductase activity, acting on paired donors, with incorporation or reduction of molecular oxygen. The record is from RefSeq and is a predicted model, not a curated record. NCBI's taxonomy places the organism in Eukaryota, Fungi, Ascomycota, Dothideomycetes, Pleosporales, Pleosporaceae.